AUGGAGGUGACCACCGUGUCCCGAUCUCCUGCCUCACCCGCUGAAGGAGAUGAUCUCUGUGAGACAGAUGUUGCCAGCGUGGCCAUACACACUGUGACCCUGCUCAUCUGCCUCUGUGGGCUGGCUGGGAAUGGGGCUGUCAUUGGCCUCCUCAGAAUGAAAAGCCGUAACUACGGCAUGUUUGAUGUGGCUGUUGCCGAUUUCCUCUUCCUCCUCUUUGCAGUCACCUCCACCCUCGUCUUCCUGGUGGAGGACGUGUCCUGCUCUCCUAUCUUGCCCCCGCUGUACCUGAAUUUCCUUUUCCAGCUCUCAGUGGUCUCCUGUUACUGGGGGCUGUACUGGCUGAUGCCCAGGAGCAAUGUGCUGUUAAUGGAUAAGCUCUGCAAGCUCUGCUGCCACUGGGAGCUUCCUCUGCACCUGUUGUGGGUGGUGGAAAGUGUCCAAUACUGGGCCUUCUUUGCUCUCUUCACUAUCAUUCCCACAGUGACAUUCCUGUGCCCAUCACAUGUGCAGGAGCACUGCCGGGCAGCUCUCAUCUCCAUGUACACCCUCGUCCUGCUACUCUUUCUAGCACCCGUGUUGAUUUCCAACACAAUUGAUUUGAUUAAUACCAAACGAGGCUCCCAGCAGCAGCAACCCAAGAGCCAUGACAUCGUUAUUGUCAUCACUGUGCUCUUCACUCUCAUCCUCAGCCUCUGCAAUUUCCUGCAGCAGAUCGGUUCCGUCACUCUGUCCUCAGAGGUUGUUUUCCUGCUCACCUGCAUCCACAACAGCAUCAAACCCUUCAUCUGCUUCUUGGUAGGGAGGUGCAGGAGGCCCUGCUCCAUGCAGUCUCUCCGGCUCUCCCUCCAGAGGGUCUUUGAGGAGCCAAAAGGAAAAACUGACCCCAGCGAUGAUACCACCAGAGACACAGUGCUCUGA
Molecule: messenger RNA, 921 nt
Organism: Melospiza georgiana
Lineage: Eukaryota; Metazoa; Chordata; Aves; Passeriformes; Passerellidae
Product: mas-related G-protein coupled receptor member H-like
Exons: 1
Coding region: 1-921 (306 amino acids)
Biological process (GO): G protein-coupled receptor signaling pathway
Cellular component (GO): membrane
Molecular function (GO): G protein-coupled receptor activity
Source: RefSeq, a predicted model, not a curated record